Molecule: messenger RNA, 2531 nt
Organism: Marmota flaviventris (yellow-bellied marmot)
Lineage: Eukaryota; Metazoa; Chordata; Mammalia; Rodentia; Sciuridae
Gene: Lgals8
Product: galectin 8
Cellular component (GO): cytoplasm
Molecular function (GO): carbohydrate binding
Source: RefSeq, a predicted model, not a curated record
GGAGCCUCCAGUCUCCGCGUCCGCCAGGCAGCCGGAUCCGCGCGGGAAUUUCGCAAACGUGCCCUUGUGCUGACCCCCUCUGCUCGUCCCACAGCAAGCCGGUCGCGGUCCCAGACCCCAGAGGCUGUGCAGGAAGCCUACUCGGGCAGCGGUCAGCAGCUGGGCCCGCCGGAAGUCCCCAGAGCCGCGAGGACGCCCGCACUUGGACACCGGCGGCGCCCGGAAAUGGACGCGGACUGACUCCCCCGGCUUCCGUAGUCACCUCGGACGCCGGCUCGGAAGCCCGGACGGCGACUCGCGGCGGAUAAACACCGGGUGGAGCUCCCGCUUUGGCAGCCCUGGGGGCGAGUACCUCAAUUUCACUCUGGGGAACCUUUAAGUGAAACGUGGUUAAAAUCUUACACCUAGGAGAGACUAAUCAACAAUAAGUUUGAGAAGAAUGAUGUUGUCCUUAAACAAUCUUCAGAACAGCAUCUAUAACCCGAUGAUCCCCUAUGUGGGCACCAUUUCUGAGCAACUGGAUCCUGGAUCGUUAAUUGUAAUCCGUGGGCAUGUUCCUAGUGAUGCAGACAGAUUCCAGGUGGACUUACAGUGCGGCAGCAGCAUAAAACCUCGAGCUGACGUAGCUUUUCACUUCAACCCUCGUUUCAAAAGGACCAACUGCAUUGUUUGCAACACUCUGAUAAGUGAAAAAUGGGGAUGGGAAGAGAUCACCUAUGACAUGCCCUUCAAAAAGGAAAAAUCGUUUGAAAUUGUGAUUAUGGUACUGAAGGACAAAUUCCAGGUGGCUGUGAAUGGAAAACACAUUCUGCUCUAUGCCCACAGGAUCAGCCCAGAGAAAAUAGACACUCUGGGCAUUUAUGGCCAAGUGAAUGUCCACUCAGUGGGCUUUAGCUUCAGCCUGGAUUUACAGAAUACUCAGGCAUCUACUCUGGGACUGACACAGAUAAGUAGAGAAAAUGUACAAAAGUCUGGCAUUUCACAGCUUCCUAGUAAUAGAGAAGGAGACAUUUCUAAAAUCGUACCCAAAACUGUCUACACCAAGAGCAGAGAUCCGACUGCCAAUCACACUUUGACUUCCACCAAAAUACUACCUACCAACUCUUUGUCAAAGACUCUGCCAUUUGAAGCGAGGUUGAACUCCCCCAUGGGCCCUGGACGAACUGUUGUUGUGAAAGGAGAAGUGCAUGCAGACGCCAAAGGCUUUAAUGUUGAUCUAGUAUCAGGAAAAUCAAGGGAUAUCGCUCUACACUUGAACCCACGCCUGAAUAUUAAAGCAUUUGUAAGAAAUUCUUUCCUUCAGGAGGCCUGGGGAGAAGAAGAGAGAAAUAUUACCUGUUUCCCAUUUAGUCCUGGGAUGUACUUUGAGAUGAUAAUUUAUUGUGAUGUUAGAGAAUUCAAGGUUGCAGUAAAUGGCGUGCACAGCCUGGAGUACAAGCACAGAUUUAAAGAGCUUGGCCGCAUCGACAUGCUGGCCAUUGAUGGUGAUAUUCGCUUACUGGAAGUAAGGAGCUGGUAGCUGCCGCCACUGCUACAAAACCCAAAAUACAAAUGGCUUAUGUGAUUCUGGCCAUGUCAAACACAUCUGGCUGUCCCUGCAGUUUCUGUUGUUAAGUUGAGCUUGCACAGCACUAAGUCCUCCUGGAUGUUCUCAGUCUUUGCCAUGCUUUGUGGCUCCCUAGCACCAGAGGAGGAAACUGGGGCAACAGCAACUUGUAACAGUAGGGUGGCUCUGUUCUCUGCCCCUGGACUCCUCUUAAAACCACACUCAAGUAUUUAUUAAGUGCCUACUAUACUACAUCUGCUGAUAGGUACUGAGCAUAUCUUUUCUGUCAUCAGUGUGUUAGUAGCUGGGACAUGUGCAUGGUGGGCGCAGGACCUGCCUUCAGCCAUGUGCAGUCUUCUGAGGACACUAUGUACACCCAUCAGAGGUCCUUCAGGGCUAAGAGCUAUGCUCCUGUAAAACACUAGUUUACAGAAGCCACUACCCCUCCCCAGCAGUGGCUUCCAGUCAGUCCUGUCUUAGUCCAUGAUUGUGGACAGAUGCUAACUUUCAUCUGGCAAUUGAUUUUGAGCUUAAUGAACACCUAGCUGUCCUUGCUAAAGAAAGCUUUUCCAAAUAAUCGUUAUGACAUCUGAAUGCAAAAAAAAAGCAAAAAAAAGUCAAAGCAAAACAAAAAACAAAUGAUGCCGACUUUAGCUUGACGCCAGACUUCAGGUAGUCCACCUGUCUCUUGUCAAGAGCCAGAGUGCGCCUGUGGCAAGUCAGGUACAUGAGGACUGUAAAAUACCUGUGGGAGGCAGUGAAGGCGAGAUGAGACCCAGGGUAUUUAUAAAACAGGCAUUCCCAGAAGGCAGAAUCUACCUGUGAGAGACCAAUGAAUUAGGUAAAGGGAACAUAAAAAUGUUGUGUUGGCGUGCAAACCUGCACUCACCUUUGCUCUUCUAAAGAUUAGUCCAUCAUUAGCAACUGAGAUCAAAACCUUGUUCUGCUUCAGUGAUUAAAAUCAAACCUGUGUCAGCAAGUUCAA